Mercurialis annua (annual mercury) is the source of this 2313-nucleotide messenger RNA. Its product is annotated as pentatricopeptide repeat-containing protein At1g79080, chloroplastic. Bases 236 to 1939 code for a protein of 567 amino acids. The record is from RefSeq and is a predicted model, not a curated record. The transcript has a single exon. Lineage: Eukaryota; Viridiplantae; Streptophyta; Magnoliopsida; Malpighiales; Euphorbiaceae. Gene Ontology annotation, molecular function: protein binding.
GAAGCCAUCUUCUUCCUCACAAAAACUAUUCAAAAUCAAAAUUUCUCAGUUGCUUCUUCUUCAAGAAAAGAAUCAACCAAUGAUUGAUUAAUCCAGCUACACUCUCCGUAUGUUAACUCUUCAGCUCCUCUCUUAAUUUUCAGUUAUUUAAAUCAAAUUCUUGAUCCUAUUCGUUAAGCAUUAACAAUUCGGGUCGGGCUUUGGGGAUUUUAGAUUAUUUUAGUUAUUUUAUCAAAUGGCAAGCGUAGUGAAUUCAGUGUCUCCUUUAACAAACCCAUACCCGGAUACAGCAAAAUUAGCUUGUGGAUUCUUUUCACAUAUACCAAAUCUGCAUUCCUUUGCCAUUAAUAAAGCUUUCACUAGGGUUUUAGCCUCGAACCAGGUCACAAUUUCCCCCAAAAUAUCAGUCAUUGCGUUACCGAAUUGGAGAUCAGGCAAGAGUGACCAAAGAAAUAGGGACAUAAGGCUGAGUGAUGCUUAUUUUAACCUAGAGCAUUUUGUUAAAAAUGGGCAUAAGCCUGAUGUUGUUCAAGCAACUCAGCUUUUGUAUGAUUUGUGCAAGUCGAAUAAGAUGAAAAAGGCGAUACGCGUAAUGGAAAUGAUGAUUGAGAGUGGAAUUAUUCCUGAUGCUGCUUCGUAUACUUUCUUGGUGAACCAUUUGUGUAAGAGAGGGAAUGUUGGGUAUGCUAUGCAGUUGGUGGAGAAAAUGGAGGAGCAUGGCUAUACGGCAAAUACUGUGACGUAUAAUACGCUUGUUAAAGGGCUAUGUACGCAUGGAAAUUUGAAUAAAAGCAUACAGUUUCUGGAUAAAUUGAUGCAGAAGGGAUUGGUUCCGAAUGCAUUUACUUAUUCAUCUUUGCUUAUGGCGGCUUAUAAGGAAAGGGGAUUUGAUGAAGCGAUGAGGCUUUUAGAUGAGAUAAUUGCGAAAGGCGGGGAGCCUAAUUUGGUUAGUUACAAUGUUCUGUUGACUGGAUUGUGUAAGGAAGGAAGGAUCGAUGAUGCUAUUCGAUUAUUUAGGGAUUUGCCUUCGAUGGGGUUUCGUCCGAAUGUAGUGAGCUACAAUAUCUUGCUGAGGAGCUUGUGCUAUGAAGGACGAUGGGACGAGUCUAAUGGGCUUCUGGCUGAGAUGAAUGGUGUGGAAAGCUCUCCGUCUAUUGUUACCUAUAACAUACUAAUCGGUUCACUUGCCUUCCACGGAAGGAUAAAACAUGCUCUUCAGAUUGUUGAUGAAAUGAUGGAGGGACCAUUUAAGCCAACCACAACAAGCUAUAAUCCUAUAAUUGCUCGUCUUUGCAAAGAUGGUAAGAUUGACCUUGUAGUCAAGUGUCUGGAACAAAUGAUUACUCGUCGAUGUAAUCCAAAUGAAGGAACUUUCAAUGCUAUAGCUGUGCUAUGCAACGAGGGAAAGGCACAAGAAGCAUUCUCCUUAAUUCAAAGCUUAGGAAGUAAGCAAAAUUACUCAAUCCGCGACUAUAACAAAGGUGUGAUCUCUAGCUUGUGUAGAAAAGGUAACACAUAUCCAGCAUUACAACUCUUAUUUGAAAUGACAAAAUAUGGAUUUGUUCCCGAUUCUUACACCUACUCGGCUCUAAUACGAGGGCUGUGUGUUGAGGGGAUGCUAUAUGAGGCAAUGGAGAUUUUCAAGUUACUGGAAGAAAACGAUUAUAAGCCCGAUGUUGACAACUUCAAUGCUCUCAUACUAGGAUUGUGUAAAUCUCGCAGAACAGAUUUGUCGUUGGAGGUUUUCGGGAUGAUGAUUGAGAAAGGGUACAUGCCUAGUGAAACAACAUACACCAUUUUAAUUGAAGGGAUUAUUCACGAAGAGGAGAAGGAGUUGGCGGCGGAUAUUCUAAGAGAGUUAUAUCAGAGGCAAGUCAUGAGUCAGAGUACAGUUGAGAGAAUUCUUAUGCAGUAUGACAUUGAGGGUGUACCUGUAUAAGACGAUGUGAAUUAGGUAGUACAUAUCUACAAUUGAGGAUUCCAUCGUUGUUGCUCUCUAUGGAGUUUUCACUGCAACUCUUCAGAUUAAGUGUCAUUCCGGAACAUGAAUUCUACGCAUGGAUAACAAUUGCAGUGGAAUCUGAUUCAAAUUUUGCAAAGCUCCGGGUAAAGCCAUGUGAGAGAACUUCGGGUUGCUUUAAGCUAAUGGCUCAACUGAUUACACUACAGAGAUUUUGCAGUUGUAUUAGCUUGAAGUAAAUAAUUUAUAGGAUAUGAUGCUGACACAUACUUGAUCAUCUUUGUCCUCAUUAAUAUCAUAUGUAACAAAUGAUUCAUUUAUUAUAAUAUUUACUUUGAAAAAAUGCUUUAUAA